CAAAGAAGAAAAAUUGGUUGAUUUUUUGUAACAAAAAAGGCUAAUGCCACUUCAAAAACUUUGUCUAUGUGGUCAAAGGAUGCUUGUGCAAAAUUAUGAACGUUGUCAAGAAAAACAUAUUUGGCGAUGUAACACUUGCAAAAAGACGAAGUCAAUUCGAGCAGGAUUUUUUGAAAGCUCUACAUCUUUAAGUGUAAGUCUGAUACUUCAAUUAAUGUUUUUAUGGAUCCUGGAGGUCCCUGUAACCGCUGCAUCUGAGGUAGUAGGUGUAAACGAAAAAACCUCAAUUCAGUGGUAUCAAUACUUCCGGGAUAUUUGUUCAUUUAAAACUAUGGAUGUUGCUGCUGUUAAUCAAUUAGGUGGUCCAGGGCUCAUCGUAGAAAUAGAUGAAUCUUUAUUUUUUAAACGAAAAUAUAAUGUUGGGCAUAACGUUGAAAAACAUUGGAUUUUUGGGGCAUUUGAUGUAACUAGUAAGAAAAGAUACUUAAGAAGGGUAGAGGAUUGAACAGCUCAGACAUUAGUGCCAAUAAUUCAACAAUGGGUUGCACCUGGAUCAAUAAUACAUUCAGAUCAGUGGGCUUCUUAUACUAAUUUAAAUAACUUAGGUUACAAUCAUUUUACUGUAAACCAUACAAUAAACUUUGUUGAUCCUGACACUGGAGCAACAACAAAUCAUGUUGAGUCGUUUUGGUGUAGGAUGAAACGAAGGUUAAAGUAUGUUUUUGGAUCACAGGGUGAUUUAAAGUGGUCUAGGCUAGAUGAAGCUGUAUACAGAGAAUAUUAUGAUUUUUAUAAUAAGAAUGUUUGGGAAAAUUUCUCUUUAUUCUUAAAACAUAUUAAUGACAGGUAUUCUCUGUAAUGUAAAAUAAGUAUUAUAAUAUAAUAUUUACAUUGAAAAUGUUUCAUAAUAUUUAUAUUGAACUUGUUUUUUUUUUAUGUACAACACGAAAUAUACGUUGCAAAAACUUAAAGAAGAUAAGCCACAAAAAGAUAUGCAAAGAAGAUAAGCUACAAGAAGAUAACUGUAAAAGAUCGAUUAAAAGAAGAUUAGCCACAAAAAGAUAUGUAAAGAAGAGAAGCUACGAGAAGAUACCUUUAGAUGAUCGAUUAAAAAAAGAUAAGCUACAAAAAGAAAUCUUACGAAGAGAAGAUACCUUUAGAAGAUCUAUUUGAUCUAAUAUUUAAUGUAUAUAUGUUGAUAAUUUGUAAAAUUUAAUUUUUUUUAUAAAAUGUUAAAUUUUUAUUAAAA
Hydra vulgaris (swiftwater hydra) is the source of this 1249-nucleotide messenger RNA. NCBI's taxonomy places the organism in Eukaryota, Metazoa, Cnidaria, Hydrozoa, Anthoathecata, Hydridae. The record is from RefSeq and is a predicted model, not a curated record.